AGCUUGAUGUUAUGAGUCAAUUCAAGCGCAUUUGAUAUUUGAUCAUAAUCGUCAAUUCAUUUAAGCGAUCAUGUUGCCUCGUGCUAGCAAGGCAUUCGUGUUCAGGCGUUAACAAUAACUACGGCAGCGACAGCGAAAAGCUCAGCUGCUCCAUACAAGAGUUAACCAAGCUUCUGGGAUUAUAUCCUUACAACUAUGAGCUCCGAGACCCCAGAGACGGAAUGCCGUCCUUUUGACACAGAGAUUUUUGAUCUUGCCUGCCUUGGGCCUGCUUUUGCCAUUCUUAUAGGUCUUUCGUUCUUUGUAAAGAGAAAAAACUCACAAGUUUGCCGUGGUAGAUUUGGAGUACUUAUUCCAAUGAAUUUCCUACAAGAUCACCACAAGAACAGACUUAUGUUUGCAAUGGUGUUUGGGGCAGUUUCUGGAUCCUGCAUAAAACUUGCUGGCAAUGUCCAGUCAUAUGCAGCUGCUUUCAAUUCACCCUGGAAAAAAGCGUUUAAAAAUGUUGCUAUGGUCCUACUUUAUGUAGUCCUCAAUUACCCAUUCUUUGCUUGCUUGUCAACAAACCAGCAAUUAGUAGGUGCUAUACUCGGGAUGGUCUACACUUUGCUGAGGUUGGUUGGACUGUUGGUCGCAGUUUCCUACUGUACCAACCCAUACAACAGGUUUGAGAGUACCGGGAUAUUACAGUAUUCCGACGCUUUGGAACAGUUACCCAUCAUCAUUUGUCAUAUCAUCUUGUUCCUCUGUUUUUGCCGAUGUUUAACCAAGAAAAUUCUAAAAAGAACGGAAAUUACAAAUCAGGUUUCGAGACAUCCCUCAGUAGCUGAGGAACACGACAAAAUCCACGUGAGAUUGUUACUUCGCAACCAACUAGAAUCAAGCACGGUGAACACGGAUCGGUGGUACAUCAAGUUACUGAAAAAGAUCUACACCACAAGAACCGACUUCAAGUUUUCCACGCAGAUCGUGAGCACGUUUGCAGUGAUCGCUGUGUCUAUCUAUGCUUUUACCGUUGCUGAGUUGGCGUUAGCUGAAAUCAUCCCCAAACUCGUCACGAAAUAUUACCCUUUCUAUCGACAUUUCGCGAAUGGCAUUUUCAAAGAUUCUUGCAUAGCGGCUGCGGUCAUUUGUACGACGCUCACGAUUCUUCAAAUGCUUCACUUCGCCAAGUGCCACAGGGACCAUGUGCUUCUGUCCUUUAAAACAAGAUCAUACAGAAAGCCUUCUCAUCUGGUGGGGCGAAGUUUGAGUUAUUGUGGCUUCCAGAUCGGCUACACAAUACUCAGUAUGAUAAUUCUGUUCAUAUUCUUGCUUCUCCUCUUUGUAAUUAUGGCAAUUAUUCCACGACUUGAAGAGAAAGUGAAACUUAUCCUGAAAAGCCUAUCAUUGAGCAUACUGCCUGUACUUGUUGUCACUGUACUGAUUAUGGCAAUUCAGAAAUUACUUUCGCUGUUUGUCUUCCGUGACCGACAGUUGCCUGACGUCACUGUUACCAUUGACAACCAACGCCUUUUCUGCGUGAUGUCGUUGGUGUUCUUCAUGUAUAACGUCAUCGUGGGGAUUUUUUCUGCCGUCAUUCGUGGACUGACGAGCUUGAUUCUCGGUUUCGUGUUCCUCCCUCGCAUUGACCGCACGCUCUUAAUGCAACAGUACCAAUACUGGGACAGAGGCUACCUGUCGUACGUCGGUUUCAUCAACGUCCUUAAAGCCCACAGCCACCCCGUCAUGCUGGUAUUUUGUCAGUUGCUUUUGAACGCAACCUGGCAGCGACACACAAAUAACGCCGUGGAUAUCAAAGAAGUCGCCUUUGUCCAACGUUUUUCACCAGAUGGCUUAGAAGAGGAAAGGCGCCCGCCAUUAUUUCGAAGCAGACCAGCAGCCAAACGCUGGUUCGUGGCAGUUACACUCCUGCGUAACCCUGGGCUAGCGAAGUACAGGAAAUCCGCUGACCUGGUAUUGCAGAAUGCUCUCGAAAGAAAUAAAAUGCAGCGCAGAGAUUUGCCUAUCUAAGCAGGGCUUAAAGCCCAGUGCAAACUGCGCCAGCACCUGCCAGCAUUGCUGGCAAAUUUUCGCUUGACUGACUGUAGGACAAAGGAAAUGUCAAAAUGGGAAAUGGACAUUCUGACAUUUCGUUUGUCUUGUGGUCAGUCGAACAAGAAUUCGCCAGCAAUGCUGGCUGGUGGGUGCUGGCGCAGUUUGCACAGGGCUUAACAUGUUUAACACAUUUCAAGGAAAAAGGAACAUUGUUGGAUCUUAAACCCCUUGGUGAUAAAAGUUUUUGAUAAUACCACAAGUUAGUAAUGUUAGUUUGGUAAUAAUGUUAGAAGUGUAACAAAACACUUUAGAAAAAUAGAUACUUGUCAGAUGCCGAUUUGGUUUGAGUGUUUUUCAAAAUCCCGUGAAACAAAA
Nematostella vectensis (starlet sea anemone) is the source of this 2412-nucleotide messenger RNA. Its product is annotated as stimulated by retinoic acid gene 6 protein-like. Lineage: Eukaryota; Metazoa; Cnidaria; Anthozoa; Actiniaria; Edwardsiidae. Gene Ontology annotation, molecular function: signaling receptor activity; retinol transmembrane transporter activity. The coding region runs from base 196 to 2013 and encodes 605 amino acids. Gene Ontology annotation, biological process: vitamin A import into cell. Gene Ontology annotation, cellular component: plasma membrane. The transcript is spliced from 20 exons. The record is from RefSeq and is a predicted model, not a curated record.